Molecule: messenger RNA, 2426 nt
Organism: Dalotia coriaria
Lineage: Eukaryota; Metazoa; Arthropoda; Insecta; Coleoptera; Staphylinidae
Exons: 3
Coding region: 413-1954 (513 amino acids)
Source: RefSeq, a predicted model, not a curated record
CUCAGCACACAACUCGGCGGCUGUGCGUGCACUCUCAGUGAGUUACUCAGCCGGUCGCGCGUCGACUUGAGUCAGUCGCAAGGCGAACGCAGUUGUACGCGCACACGAAAUAAAUUCAUAUUGUUUAAUAAGUUACAAGUGCGCGAACACGAUCCAUCCGACGCAAGUUACUCGUAUAUUUUGACUUGAAUUAAAAUAAGUGCUGUAGUGAAUUGUUUCAUUGGAUUAAUUCUUCUAUUCUGAUCAAAUCAUCUUCCUGAAGGUCACCACCAACAUCUAAUGUAAAAGUUAACGCGUGUUUCGCAAUCAUGCGAUAAUUACUCGCUCAUCACAUAAAAGUGCAAAAGUUUGCGCAGAUCUAAUCGCUAGUUCUAAUACCGAAUAAUUUACGCGAAUUUAAACCAAGUGCGAGAUGACUGAAGACGACGUCAUUGACGCGGCGAUAUUAUCACGGCCACCACGGCCCAAAAAGGUGCCGUCCAUCGAAGCACUAAACAGCGAGAUGCCCGGCAGGAUAUUCGCCAAAGAUCGCGGCCGGCGAGCGCUGAAAACUUUCCUUAAUAAACUACGUCUUCGGCGCUGCGCUACCGCCAGCAUCAGUCAACCGGACCCGACAUAUAAAGUUGCCUACCAGGCAGUUCCCAGUCACAGGAUGGGUGACGGUUGCGUUGAAAAACCGUUGGCAACCCUUUGGCGUAACUACACCCAGUCCUCCCGCCCAGAUGUACGCAUGCAGUUGACUGUAAGCGGGGGCGGUUUGAAAGCAACAACGAGGGACCACGGCCUCACGGAAUACUGGGCAAACCGACUGACGACAUGCGCAGCACCACCACAUUUCCCCCGCCUUUUCUGUUGGGUGUACCGACAUGAGGGGCGGCGAUUACGGCACGAGUUGCGUUGUCACGCUGUGCUCUGCCCCUCCGCCUCCGUCGCACGGCAAAUCGAAGAGAAACUCAAGGAUUCCCUCACGCUGGCACUCAAUGAGUUCCGGCGUGAUAAAAUCAGCAAACAAAAUGCCCGCCUUUCAUUGAUCAACUCCAUGUAUGAGAAUCCUACGAUACCCAGACGGAAGAUACUCUUAGCUACAGGAUCCACCAACUAUAGACCUCCUUUAGAACGUUCGAAAUCAGCUCCUAAACUCACCAGCAUUGAAGAAAACCUCGAGGAAACCGAGGAGAUCUUUGAAGGGCGUUCGAGGAACAAAUCAAGGGUUGCCAGCAACUGUGACCGGGCUUUAUUAAACAAACGCAAUAGUCUUAGGAGACAGUUGCAUAAUUCCAGCAAGAUUUACCCGAUUUGUGAGAUAACCCAGGAUGAUUACGUGGAUGAAGAUGAAGAAGUCGAUGAGGAUGUUGAUAUUGAUGAAAUGACCGAUGUGGAUCGACAGAAUCUUAUCCUGGAUAAACUGGUAGAGGAUUCCUUUGCGAAUGAAAUACUCGAAUCGUGUAACAUGAACGGUUGGCUGCGAAACUUUGAAAAACCCGAUGAUGAAGGAUCUUUAUCCAGUGGAUGUGAAAGUGCAAGCACUGUCACCUCGGAAACCGAAUCAAACGCCUUCAAUCCCAUUAUAGAAACAUCGGAGGAAAGCGAUGAGAGUACACCACAAAAUGGCGGCCAAAUCACAAACACGACAAAGACUGAAUUAGAUUUUAAAGUCGGCGGUUGCGUGCUCAACCGCGUGAAGAGUUUCGAAAGCAAAUAUUGUCCGAUGAAGACGAACAUCAACAACAACACGAUUCUUGAUAACGAUGAGGUGUCGCUGAUUCCCGUUGGUGAAACACAGCCGGAUUUCAGUUCGUUGAAAGUAUUCAAGAAGCGGUGUAUGUCAGACACGGAGCAGGUGUUUGAAGAUGAUGGAUCUGAAGAGGAAAAUGGCAGCGCGUGUAGUGACGAGAGCGGAUACGAUGAAGUCAUCGAUUGUGCGAGUUCUGUCGCGAAUAUAGUCCUGGUUUAAACUGGAAAACUACAGAACGCGAAUUAAAUCCAAAGAUUUCUCAAAUCGUGCAGUUUGUUAAAUUAUUAGAAACGUGCGUAGAUGGUACUAGAUCAAUGAGGUGAACAUAUCCAUAGGUUGUAUAGAUUGUACCUACAUUUAUACUCAUAAGAAAAUUCUGUUUCGUUGAGUGAACGAUUGAAAAGUGCAAAUGUACGAACAGAUGAAAUUGUACAUUGUUUCUGCAAAUAGAACUAGCUAGUAAUGUAUUGUAUGUGUAUAAAUAGCAGAUUUAUAUCUAAUGUUAGUUGUACUAGAUUAAUACACACUAAUUGAUAGACUUUUAUUCUUGUGAUGUGAUUUCAAGCGGUUUAUCAAUAUGACUGACUUGGAUUAAUUGUAUUAUAGUUACGCAUGUGUGCAACAAUUGUAUUUGUUAUUAUUGUAUUUUGUUUUUUAUUUUCAAAAACAUGUAUUUUACUUUAAACUACAA